Messenger RNA from Durusdinium trenchii, 2379 nucleotides. NCBI's taxonomy places the organism in Eukaryota, Dinophyceae, Suessiales, Symbiodiniaceae. The record is from the annotation of a GenBank genome assembly.
AUGCUGGGGCACUUGUGGCUUUCGCUCCUCGUGGGAGCAGCGGCACAGGUCGAAGUCAAUGAAGUGGGGCUCAGUUUGGCAAAGGCCUUUGCUGCCUCCUCUGUUCAGGCGCAUGUCGACAUCGCCAAGAUGACCGGUGAUUUGAUGGCGAAGCAGAAGCAGUUGAGCACGGCCAAGCUGAAGGUCGAGCAAUUGAUCACAGAGGAGAGAGCCUUUGCCAAGCGUACUGACCUCUUGGAGCAGCAGGAAUCCAGGAUGGAGGAGAUGUUGAAGCUUCAUGGCAGCGUUUCAGAGAAGGCUUCUCAGGCCAAGGCCAAGGCUCAGGCCUUUCAGAAGCAAAUGCUCUCACAAGAGGCCGAGGUGAAGGCUUUGCAGGAGGCUAUCAAGAGCCAAAGUUCAUUGCUGAAGUCCAGUGAGGAGAAGCUUCAGCUGUUGAAGCAAAAGGAAGAUGAUUACAGUCAUGGAGCACGCUUGGCAGUCUUGAAGAGUAAUAAGUUGGAACGGGAUCUGAAGGAUGCUCGCAUUGAGUUGGAGAAAAAGAAGGCAAACUUUACGGAGCAGCACGAGGUGGCGGAGAUAGCUGCUGCAAAACGAGAUUCAGUUCACCGAAUUCAAGAGCAUCAGAAGGAAGAAAAUGAGGAGAGCUCACAAUGGAUUGCAGCACACCGAGGCGAGGCGACUGUCAUAAACGAGCAGACAAUAUCCAUGGCGGAGAACGAUGUAGAGAACGCUAAGGAGUUGCUGAAGCAAUCACGUCAGAAGACCAAGGAGCAAGCUGAAGCCAAUGCCAAGGCAGUGGCGCAGCAGCGGCAAAAGUUCCUAGAGUGGGAGAUGGCCUCUGCAGAAGCCAUGAAGCAGGCGCAGGCACAGCUACAGUCUGCACGUGAGGAUCAAGAGAAGGCUUUGGCAGCUGCCAGCAGGCGCAUCCAAAGCAGCCUCACAGAUGUCAACGCAGCUGAGAGGACAAUGAGGGCGAAGUCUGAAUUGAAAUCCGUGAACGCAAAGCUCGCAGAGGAGGAGAAGAAGUUGAAGCAGCAACAUCUCGAGAACAAGGCCAAAGCCCAGGAGAUCUCCAAGGAGACGGCCCAGAUGGACGCAACGAAGAAGAAGCAUGAAUCUACCAUGAAGUCUGAGAUGGAGAAAGAGGAGCAGAAGAUGAAGAAAAUGAAAAUGGAUGCCCAGGAGAUGUGGAAGAAAGAUCGGGCUGCUGAGGCCAAUAUGGAGACGACACUGCAUAAAGUGCGCUCUGACAAAGAGCACGAGAAGCGCCAAGUGGAGGAAGUGGACGCGGAGCUGCGCAGAGCCCGCAAGCGACUUCAGAAGGCACAAGUGAAAUUGCAGAUUGCAGAGCAGCAGGGCAAACAGCAGCAGCUGGACUAUGAACAGAAGAUGUAUCAGGGCCUUCUCAUUGUCAUUCCCAUUUUCGUGGGAUGGUUUGUCACAGGCUAUGGUGAAGGUCCUCACUCUGUGCGACAGGUGGGGCUUACCGAGUUUGCCCUUCCGGAGAACUAUGAUGAAUUCAAAAUCACAGAGCAACACCGGGAGGAAUUCUUCCGGGAUGGCGCCAGUCUUUUGAAGGGCGUACUGCGGCCCUCUAUGGUUGCGAAGCUUCGCGCGGUGGUCGAAAGGAGGCAACCUCAAUUGACCCCACCCACUUCAAGCAAUUUGUGGAUGGACUCGGACGAACUCUUGGAUUUCUACCUUUUUGGGCCUCUGGGUGGCAUUGCAGCACAACUUUUCCAAAGCCGAGAUGCUGUUACUAGUCACUUGGCACCAUCUGCUCAGCUACAGAGGGAUUUCAUCAGCAAGAGAUAUCAGGAGGCCACCAAUGGAUGGCAUAUCGAUCGCACUGAGUGCCAAGGUGGGGAUCAGCCAUCCAAAUUUAUGUCCACUGCUCUGCCAAGACUAGCAAUUCCGCUAGAUGCACAGGCUGUGCGGGGCACACAGAUCAUAAACCAGUCCAAGUAUGCAGCUGCCCUGUCAGCAAAAGAUGCUGAGCUAUAUUGGGCAGGAAAGGCACCUUAUCGCCGCGAAGGGCGAUUUGAGCCAUUUUAUGGCUUUGAGUACAACACAAGCGUGCCCAUUUUGCCGGGAAUCACUUUGAAAGAAGACAUGAUCAUGGAACACUGGGUAGAACCUGGAGAUGUGGUGAUUUUUAACACCUGUUUGUGGCACAGAUCGCCUGACUGGGCUGGCCCUGAGCCCGAGCUAGGCUUACAGCCAACUUUUGCCAACGUCAAGGCAGAGGAGCAUGCACAGGAAGAGGUUGAGAAGCUACAGAUUGAGUUCCACCAGCUGCAUGAGGACAAGAAUGCCAAGAUCACAGAGUUGAGCCACAAGCUUGAGGAGACGAGAGCUGGCAAGCUGCGCGGCUCGUAA